CUCCGGGAAGGAGUGGGUGUGUCCGCGCGUGCGCCCUGGUGGCGGGAGCACGCGGCGCGCGGCAGCUGCGCGGUCCCUCCGGCCCAACGGGAGCGGAGCGGGAGUGGCCGUGGCCGUGGCCUCGCUUCCUUCCCCACGGCGGGGCUAGUGUCGCGGCUCGGCCGCCGCCUGGCUGCCAUGGGCCGGCGGGCGCGGGACCGCCGGCGGCAGCAGCAGCAGCAGCGGCAGGAGCGGGGCGGCGGCGGCGCCGGGGACCAGGCGGGCUGGCCCGGCGGCUACCCCGAGAUCGUGAAGGAGAACGAGCUGUUCGAGCGGUACUACCAGGAGCUGGGCAUCGUGCCCGCCGGCGAGUGGGACGCGUUCAUGGCGGCGCUGCGGGAGCCGCUGCCCGCCACGCUGCGCAUCACGGGCUACCGCAGCCAUGCCAAAGAGAUUCUCCACUGCUUGAAGGAAAAAUACUUCAGGGAGCUGCAGAACCUGGAGGUGGAUGGUCAAAAAGUCGAGAUGCCACAGUCGCUGAGCUGGUAUCCAGAAGAGUUAGCCUGGCACACUAACUUGAGUAGAAAAAUCUUACGCAAGUCCCCACAACUGGAAAAAUUUCAUCAAUUUCUGGUUAGCGAGACAGAGUGUGGAAAUAUCAGUCGUCAGGAGGCUGUUAGUAUGAUCCCACCUCUGCUGCUUAACGUUAGCCCUCAUCAUAAGAUUCUAGAUAUGUGUGCUGCACCUGGAUCUAAGACGGCACAACUCAUUGAAAUGUUGCAUGCAGACAUGAAUGUUCCUUUUCCCAAGGGUUUUGUAAUUGCUAAUGAUGUCGACAACAAGCGCUGCUAUUUGCUGGUUCAUCAGGCUAAGAGAUUAAACAGUCCGUGCAUUAUGGUGGUAAAUCAUGAUGCCUCCAGCAUUCCUAACCUACAAAUAGAUGUUGAUGGAAGAAAAGAGAUCCUCUUCUAUGACAGGAUUUUAUGUGACGUCCCCUGCAGCGGAGAUGGAACCAUGAGGAAAAACAUUGAUGUAUGGAAGAAGUGGACAACACAAAACAGUUUGCAACUCCAUGGAUUGCAGCUGAGAAUUGCAACCCGUGGUGUUGAACAGCUGGCGGAAGGUGGGAGAAUGGUGUAUUCUACGUGUUCAUUGAAUCCUAUCGAAAAUGAAGCUGUGAUCGCAUCUCUGCUGGAAAAAAGUCAAGGUGCCUUAGAACUUGCUGAUGUCUCUUCUGAGUUACCAGGCUUGAAGAGGAUGCCAGGAAUUACAAAAUGGAAGGUAAUGCUGAAAGAUGGACAGUGGUUUGAAGAGUGGAAAGAUGUCCCUUCAAAUAGGCAAACACAAAUACGUCCCACUAUGUUUCCAGUAAAAGAUGAAGAGAAGCUAAAGGCAAUGAAUCUAGAGCGUUGUCUUAGGAUAUUGCCACAUCACCAGAACACAGGCGGUUUCUUUGUGGCUGUGUUAAUAAAAAAGUCUCCCAUGCCAUGGAAUAAACGUCAGCCUAAGGUUCAUCAGAAGUUACCACAAAGAACAGGAGAUACUGAAGUGACAGCAGCUAAUUCAGACAAUGGUUCUGACUGUAUUACUGAAGAACCAAUACUUGCUGAAAAUGAAGAGUCUAAGAAAAUGCAAGGAUUGCAGAAUUCGGACACUGAGCAAAGCAAAAAGGAAGGAGUAUGUGGACCACCACCAUCUAAAAAAAUGAAGUUGUUUGGUUUUAAAGAAGACCCUUUUGUCUUUCUCCCUGAAGAUGAUCCAUUGUUCCUUCCUAUCCAGAAGUUUUAUGCAUUGGACCCAUCAUUUCCCAAGAUGAAUUUACUGACUCGAACUCAAGAAGGAAAGAAGAGACAGCUGUACAUGGUUUCUAAGGAGUUAAGGAAUGUGCUUCUGAACAACAGUGAGAAGAUGAAGGUUAUUAACACAGGGAUAAAAGUCUGGUCUCGCAACAGUGAUGGUGAACAGUUUAAAUGUGCAUUCCGAUUAGCACAAGAGGGAAUUUAUACUCUGUACCCAUUCAUUCAUGCGAGGAUUAUAAAUGUCUGCAUAGAAGAUGUUAAAAUUCUUCUAACCCAGGAAAAUCCAUUCUUAAGUAAAUUUAGCAGUGAAACACAGAAGAAAGUCAAAGACAUGGCAAUGGGAAGUGUAGUUCUGAAGUAUGACCCAGACCCUGAAAAACCUGAUGACCUUCAGUGUCCAAUAGUGCUGUGUGGUUGGCAAGGAAAGACGUCACUCCGUGCCUUUGUGCCCAAGAAUGAGAGACUUCAUUACCUGAGGAUGAUGGGAGUUGAAGUGUUUAAAGCAAAGAAGAAAGAGGAGGAAUUGGAAAACAAAACUGAGGAAGAAGUUCAACAUAAGCUGGCGCAAACAGAAGACGGAAUGGAUGUGGAAGAUAAAGAACACGAUUUAGUCACAAAAAUGGAAGCAGAAAUAGGUGAAGAAUCUUCCCAGAGUCCUGUGGAAAGCAGUGCUAUGGAAAUAGAAAAUAAAACUGAGGAUUUAGAUCAAUCCAGUAAAAAUGCCACCACUCACAUAAGCAAGGAAAGCAAAGGCAUGGAUACAAGUAAUGUGAAAGAUUAGGUUUCUUUUGUAUUGCUUGGCAGCUUCCAUGAGGCUCAUAUCUGACUUUUGCUUUUAGCAUGAAACUGUAUUUUAAAAUUUCGGUUGGAAUGGGAUGUUCCUCUUUUGAAGUUUCACCUAUUUUAUAUUUUAAAUGAAAGCUAUAAAGAGAU
Neopelma chrysocephalum (saffron-crested tyrant-manakin) is the source of this 2711-nucleotide messenger RNA. RefSeq names its product NOP2/Sun RNA methyltransferase family member 2 (gene NSUN2). The record is from RefSeq and is a predicted model, not a curated record. The transcript is spliced from 19 exons. Gene Ontology annotation, biological process: tRNA methylation. Gene Ontology annotation, molecular function: tRNA binding; tRNA (cytidine-N5)-methyltransferase activity. Gene Ontology annotation, cellular component: cytoplasm; nucleus. Bases 178 to 2559 code for a protein of 793 amino acids. NCBI's taxonomy places the organism in Eukaryota, Metazoa, Chordata, Aves, Passeriformes, Pipridae.